AUGGCAACAAACAUCACUUGGCACGAAAAUUUGACUCACAGCGAGCGUGCUGAAUUUAGAAAGCAAAAGGGCGUUACCGUCUGGUUGACAGGUCUCUCAGCCAGUGGUAAGUCUACCAUUGCCUGCGCUUUGGAGCAGACCCUCUUGCAGCGUGGAUUGAACUCUUACAGAUUGGACGGUGACAAUAUUAGAUUCGGUUUAAAUAAAGAUUUGGGAUUCUCCGAGGCUGAUAGAAACGAGAACAUCAGAAGAAUCAGCGAAGUUGCGAAAUUGUUCACCGAUUCUUGUUGUGUUACCUUGACUUCGUUCAUUAGUCCUUACAAGCAUGACCGACAAAUUGCCAGAGAGUUGCACGAGCAAUCACAAUUGCCAUUUGUGGAGGUCUACGUGGAUGUGCCAGUCGAGGUUGCUGAGAAGAGAGACCCUAAGGGCUUGUAUAAGAAGGCCAGAGAGGGCGUCAUUAAAGAGUUCACUGGUAUCUCUGCACCAUAUGAAGCCCCUGAGAAGCCUGAAAUCCAUUUGAAGAAUUACGAUGGUCAGACCGUCGAGGAGUCUGCGAAGGCCAUUGCUGAUUUCUUGAUAGAAAAGAAGUACAUCUAA
Candidozyma duobushaemuli is the source of this 600-nucleotide messenger RNA. It is a transcript of the gene MET14, whose product is annotated as adenylyl-sulfate kinase. The record is from RefSeq and is a predicted model, not a curated record. Gene Ontology annotation, molecular function: adenylylsulfate kinase activity; ATP binding. NCBI's taxonomy places the organism in Eukaryota, Fungi, Ascomycota, Pichiomycetes, Serinales, Metschnikowiaceae. Gene Ontology annotation, biological process: sulfate assimilation. Bases 1 to 600 code for a protein of 199 amino acids. The transcript has a single exon.